GGGCGUGUAUAAAGGCGCCAGGCGGGCGGCGGCGUCGGUCUGUACUGCAGAGCCGCUGCUGGAGGAUCGUUUUAAAGGGCCCACGUGCCGCCGCCCCCUCGGCCCGCCAUGCUGCUAUCCGUGCCGCUGCUGCUCGGCCUCCUCGGCCUGGCCGCCGCCAAGCCCUCAGUCUAUUUCAAGGAGCAGUUUUUGGACGGAGAUUCGUGGACCCACCGCUGGAUUGAAUCCAAACACAAGUCAGAUUUUGGCAAAUUCGUCCUCAAUUCUGGCAAGUUCUACGGUGACCAGGAGAAAGAUAAAGGGUUGCAGACUAGCCAGGAUGCCCGCUUUUACGCUCUGUCGGCCAGAUUUGAACCCUUCAGCAACAAGGGCCAGACGCUGGUGGUGCAGUUCACUGUGAAACACGAGCAGAACAUCGACUGUGGGGGCGGUUACGUGAAACUGUUUCCGGAUGGUUUGGACCAGACGGACAUGCACGGAGAUUCGGAAUACAACAUCAUGUUUGGCCCCGACAUCUGUGGCCCUGGCACCAAGAAGGUUCAUGUCAUCUUCAACUACAAGGGCAAGAACGUGUUGAUCAACAAGGACAUCCGUUGCAAGGACGAUGAGUUUACACACCUGUACACGCUGAUCGUGCGGCCAGACAACACGUAUGUGGUGAAGAUCGAUAACAGCCAGGUGGAGUCCGGCUCCUUGGAGGACGAUUGGGACUUCCUGCCACCCAAGAAGAUAAAGGAUCCUGAUGCUUCCAAACCGGAAGACUGGGAUGAGCGGGCCAAGAUCGAUGACCCCACAGACUCUAAGCCCGAGGACUGGGACAAACCUGAGCACAUUCCUGACCCCGAUGCUAAGAAGCCUGAGGACUGGGAUGAAGAGAUGGAUGGAGAAUGGGAGCCACCAGUCAUUCAGAACCCCGAGUACAAGGGCGAGUGGAAGCCCCGGCAGAUCGACAACCCAGAUUACAAGGGCACUUGGAUCCACCCAGAAAUCGACAACCCUGAGUACUCCCCUGAUGACAACAUUUACGCCUAUGACAGUUUUGCUGUGCUGGGCCUCGAUCUCUGGCAGGUCAAGUCUGGCACCAUCUUUGACAACUUCCUCAUCACCAACGACGAGGCAUAUGCCGAGGAGUUUGGCAACGAGACAUGGGGUGUCACAAAGGCAGCAGAGAAGCAAAUGAAGGACAAACAGGACGAGGAGCAGAGGCUCAAAGAGGAGGAGGAAGACAAAAAGCGCAAGGAGGAAGAGGAGGCCGAGGACAAGGAAGAUGAUGAGGACAAAGACGAGGAUGAAGAAGAUGAAGACGACAAGGAAGACGACGAAGAUGAAGACGCCCUCGGCCAGGCCAAGGACGAGCUGUAGAGGCCGCGCCACCCGCCUCCGGGGCUGGACUGAGGCCCGAGCGCUCCCCGCCGCAGAGCCGGCCGCGCCAAAUAAUGUCUCUAUGAGACUCGAGAACUUUCAUUUUUUCCAGGCGGGUUCAGCUUUGGGGUGAAUUUUUGGUUCUGUCCCUCCCUUUUUUUUUAAACUAGUGUUUUGUCUUGGAUUCUCUUUCACCCCUUACUUCCUUCUUUCUUCUUUCUUGAGUGACAUCUUUUCCUGCCUCUGUGCCCGUCUCUCCCCGGAUCCUUUAGCCUCUCUCCAACCCGGGGGGCAGCGGUGUGGAGGAGAAGCCACAGGCCUGAGAUUCCACCUUCUCUCCUUCCUGGAGCCCAGAGGGGGGCAGGAGAAGGGGGUGGCAUCUCCAGUCCCCCAGCACUGAGAAAGAAUUGGGGCUCUUCCCAUUCCUCCCCUCCCUUUAUCUUCCGCUGCCCCCAGGACUGGGCCACUUCUAGGUGGGGCAGCAGGUUCCAGCUGGGCUCACACUGAGAAUGUAAGAAUUACAAACAAAAUUUCUAUUAAAUUAAGUUUUGUGUCUCC
This is a messenger RNA of Microcebus murinus (gray mouse lemur), 1920 nucleotides long. RefSeq names its product calreticulin (gene CALR). NCBI's taxonomy places the organism in Eukaryota, Metazoa, Chordata, Mammalia, Primates, Cheirogaleidae. Gene Ontology annotation, biological process: ERAD pathway; protein folding. Gene Ontology annotation, molecular function: calcium ion binding. The record is from RefSeq and is a predicted model, not a curated record. Gene Ontology annotation, cellular component: endoplasmic reticulum; endoplasmic reticulum membrane.